Messenger RNA from Lotus japonicus, 588 nucleotides. RefSeq lists its product as uncharacterized. The coding region runs from base 1 to 588 and encodes 195 amino acids. Gene Ontology annotation, molecular function: RNA-DNA hybrid ribonuclease activity; nucleic acid binding. The record is from RefSeq and is a predicted model, not a curated record. The transcript has a single exon. Lineage: Eukaryota; Viridiplantae; Streptophyta; Magnoliopsida; Fabales; Fabaceae.
AUGCUUCCACUGCCUGAUGUGCCCUUGUCCCAACCUCGUCAACUCCCUGCUGUAUGGUUGAGACCGUCGCCUGGUUCUUUCAAGAUCAAUUUCAACGCUGCGGUGACACAAUCAGGAAAGGCUGGGUUCGAUUUUAUAGCAUGUGACUGUCAUGGCGAGGUGCUUGCACCUGCUUGUUGCUUGUUUGGUCCGGUGCUCUCUCCUUCGGUGGCUGUAGCGCUUUGCUUUCGGUGGGCUCUUGGUUUGGCUAGGAACUUUUGCUUCCGCCGGGUGGUAUUUGAGAUAGAUUGCAUGGUGUUGUUUGAAGCUUGGAACCGUGAGGAUGACUUUUUUGUUUUAGAUUCUCUUGUAGUGGAUUGUCGUUCUUUGAUAUCGUGUUUUGAUGUUUUCAAUUUCCUUUUUGUUCGCCAAUCAGGAAAUUGUGUUGCUGAUGACUUAUCUAGUUUAUCUUUUAGUUUGGGCGAGGUUGUUUGGAUUGAGGAGGUUCCUCAUCAACUUAUUGGUGUUGUCCAGUCUAAUGUACUAGCCUCGGUGCCACCUGUUUCAUUUAAAAAAAAAAAACUAAGAUGGGUAUUAGUUAUGGGCUAA